Toxotes jaculatrix (banded archerfish) is the source of this 2388-nucleotide messenger RNA. RefSeq names its product thrombopoietin-like. Lineage: Eukaryota; Metazoa; Chordata; Actinopteri; Toxotidae. The transcript has 4 exons. Gene Ontology annotation, cellular component: extracellular region. The record is from RefSeq and is a predicted model, not a curated record. Gene Ontology annotation, molecular function: hormone activity; cytokine activity. Bases 77 to 694 code for a protein of 205 amino acids. Gene Ontology annotation, biological process: cell population proliferation.
AAUAAAAGGGGAGGGGGAUAUAAAUAAACAAAUGCAAGAAGGUAAAAUUCUGUCUGCUGGUGCAGUAAGGAGCUAGAUGGCAGCUGGUCAGUCAACUCCGCUGUGGGCUCCACUGGGACUGCUGCUGCUGCUGAUAGGAGUGAUUUCCUCCCACAUACCUGACGUGCAGGGCAGACCAAUUGACUUUUGGUGUAAUCGUCAAGCCAGAAAGAGUUUGGAGAACGGGAUCGCGGGGCUGAAGGAAGACAUGGCUAACUGUUCAGACACACUGCCAUCUCCUGUACAACUACCAAAUGUUGGGCUAAACCAGGCAGAUUGGAAAAAUAAAACUCUACAGAACAAGCAUGAAGAGGUGUUGGGGGCCUUACAGGUUUUUAGAGAUGGAGUGCAAGGGGCAAAACUGAAUGCCACACUGCAAUGUCAGACCUCACUGUUGGAGAAGCUGGAGCAUCACACUGAAAAUUAUUUGAGGAUUGUCAACAGGCUUCAGAUACAGAAGGACACCAUCUCCUGGUGUCAUCCUGUAGUACCAUCUCAUUCUGCAGCUCAGCACUGUUCCAAUGAAACCAGCUUGAAAAAAGUGCUGGAACAGUACAGAAGUCUGCUCCUAGGAAAACUGUGGUUCCUUGUUAUUGACCUCCAUGACCAUAUCUGUCAAAAAGAACACGGGACAACCAAUACUUCAUGCUCCUGAGAUUAAUUUACCAAAUGGAAAUGAGCAUAUUUGCACUGCUAUGCUGUGUUGCCUGAACUGAUUCAAGACACAGCUGGAAAGUGAAACAGCUCAGUGUGGACUCAGAGGAUUCGUGUUGAUGAAGACUCAAGAAGAAAGGACUGGGACUGGACUUGCAUUCAGAAUGGUGAUGAUGUUUUUGGCAGAACUUUUCAGUCUGUCAAUGUGUGCACUGAAAGAAACACUAAGAAGCUUUUAUCGGGUGUGUUACUGGCUUCUUAAGCAGCUUCUCCUACUUAUAAUUUUAUAUUUCUUCUUCUCAAAUGUAACUAGUUUUGAGUCUACAGUGAUGCUAACAGCUCUGUGAGGUGUUGUUGAUUUAUGGGAAUUUCAUUACUUCUGCAGGUAUUUGGUCAUAAACCAAAGUACUGCACAAAUAAAAAAAUUGACCUCAUGAUGGUACAAGAGAAAAAGUAAAGGUAUUAACAAAGGAUUGAGGACCAUAAAUAUCUAUGCAAUGUGGACUACAGUUGUGGACGGACCAACUGACUGAGUGGCAGACCUACGUUGCCAUCCUUAGACCCAUGCUGCUGCAUGGCUAAAGCAGAGAUACAAAAAUGAACUUGAACCACUUAACUUGACAUUUUUGGAACUCAAGUGAAGGAGAUUGUAUUGAUAGUAAUGUGAGCUUGUUUUAGAUUCAAAGCACAUGAAAUAGGGUAAGUGAAGUCAGUAAUCAUCUUUACAAAAAAUAUUGAACACCAUUUGUUAAUAUCUGGAAAAAAAAUCACCGAUAUGGUUUGAAGAUGUUUUGAGUGAAGGUAGUGUGCCUGAAAAUUUUCCUGGCUUUAUGCCUGACCCCACACGUUGUAUUUGUUUCCAUGUGAGUUGAUCUAAUUGUGCAAUGACCAGCAUUUUGUAACACUGCCAGUAUCAGUGCUAAAAAGUGUGGCCAUGUACUUUGUGGUUCACUUCAUGCAAUGCAUAAUCAAGACUGAGACUGUAGCACCCUCUAUGGGUGCAGGAUGGGAAGUGCUCUGUUUUGGAUUUUGUUGAUCUGCUCACAUGGAAACAAGGAAAAUAGACAUCUCAUCUCUUCUUCAUCUUUGACUGUGAAAGGCUGGCAAAUGGAAGUCUGUUCAUUUUUAAGGUGUGCAGGAAGACUUUGAUGACGAUGCUCAUAUUUCUUGAAUGAAAGGAGGAAAAGGAAGAAUCCUGAUAUUUGGAAGCAAAUAAGAUCCUGAAAAUAUGAAACAGACCCAGUUACAGUGCACUUUGUGAUUGAGUUAAAGCACUCAACAGUGUUUUCAAAUGCCAACAUUUCCUCCCAUGUCAUUGUUGAUGAUGUGAAAGUCAGCUGUAAGUUGUGCCGAAAACAAGGAAACAACUGUACACUUCAUCUAAAUCAGUGGAUACAUAUUUAAAUUUACCAUGUUUCAUUUGAGGUCUGAGGAAAUAUCAGUGUAGCUUUUAUAGAUUUUGUGUGUAUGCAUGUACUUUUGUAAAAUUAAUGUAUCAAUAUGUAUAUAGAAAAUAUAUGUAUUAACAAGAAUUAUUAUUUAUUCAUGAGGGGAGGACUUCAGACAGGGAGAAAGGUGGGCCAUUAUACUGUUGCACUACUCUGUAUUAUUUGGAUUACUUUUGUCAUAAGUAUUAAACCAGUCACAGCAUCAGCGUCACAUCAAUGCCUCAAUAGUGAACAGGCAUUGCACAAU